Molecule: messenger RNA, 1021 nt
Organism: Momordica charantia (bitter melon)
Lineage: Eukaryota; Viridiplantae; Streptophyta; Magnoliopsida; Cucurbitales; Cucurbitaceae
Product: transcription factor BEE 3
Biological process (GO): regulation of DNA-templated transcription
Cellular component (GO): nucleus
Molecular function (GO): protein dimerization activity; DNA-binding transcription factor activity
Source: RefSeq, a predicted model, not a curated record
CAAAGAUUUUCAUGGCUGAACUCACUGCAAACUUCCAGAGCUUGAAGCCAUCAUCUUCUCCUCUAAUGGAUAUGGAUCCCAACCAAAAUCCAAGUCUACUCCAUAACCCAAAUGUGAAUUUUCUUGACACCAUCCCUGUUCUGUUCAAUGACAGUUUCUUCGGCAACCAAGCUCCUCCCAGAUUCCUGGAAACUUGGGGAGAAAAUUUCCCAGGAGUUUUCUGUCAAGCCAAUCAGAUCACAGCACCCGAUUUUCCAUCUGGAAAUGACCUCCAUGAGACCAAAAAAAGAAAGCUUGAAACUGAUGCAUCUGAAUGCAGCUCUGGCAACUCGACCCCUCAGAUUUCUGAAACUGGGGUCAAGACUAAAAAUAGCUCCAGUAAAGGAAAGCGGUCGAAAAAGGGCGGCGAAAACGACGACGAGAAACCGAGGGAAGUGGUUCAUGUUAGAGCCAGAAGAGGUCAGGCAACAGACAGUCACAGUGUAGCAGAAAGGAUAAGAAGAGGAAAAAUCAAUGAAAGAUUGAGAUGCUUACAAGACAUUGUCCCUGGAUGCUAUAAGACAAUGGGGAUGGCAGUGAUGUUGGAUGAGAUAAUUAAUUAUGUGCAGUCUUUGCAGAACCAAGUUGAGUUUCUUUCUAUGAAACUCACAGCUGCAAGCUCCUUUUAUGACUUCAACUCAGACUCAGAUUCUGGAGACAAAAUGAAGGUGAAGGAAUUGAGAGAGGGAAAUGGAGAAUUGUUGAUUUCAUCGACCCAAUUUGGUCCCUUUGACUUGAGCUUCGGUCCAUAUUCUACGUUGCCAUUCAACGGCAUGUGAUGAACAAGUUUAGAUUAUAACUUAAUUAGCUACUAUAUUAAUUUAAAUGACCAAAUUUGUUCCCACCUUAAUUUUUAAGCCAUAUACUUAAAUUGAUUCAUCCUCGUAAUCAACCUCUCAUACAUGUGAGAAAUUUCAUGGAAAUAUGUAAUAGGUAGCCUUUUUGUCUCUAUUGAAUUAUAUAAAUAUAACCUUUUUUUUUC